Argiope bruennichi is the source of this 715-nucleotide messenger RNA. RefSeq names its product 60S ribosomal protein L18a-like (gene RpL18A). Gene Ontology annotation, biological process: translation. The transcript has 5 exons. Lineage: Eukaryota; Metazoa; Arthropoda; Arachnida; Araneae; Araneidae. Gene Ontology annotation, molecular function: structural constituent of ribosome. The record is from RefSeq and is a predicted model, not a curated record. The coding region runs from base 138 to 668 and encodes 176 amino acids. Gene Ontology annotation, cellular component: cytosolic large ribosomal subunit; ribosome.
GCCGGUUUUGAAAAAAACCAGAUUAACUGUAAUUGUAGCCAUUAUUUCCAUUCCAUCAUCCACAUAUUCGCCUGAUGCGUUGGGAUUUGGAUUGGUUGUUAAUUUCUAGUUAAUUAAAACUUGUAAAUAAUUCAAAAAUGAAAGUAAAGGGCGAAUUAAAAGAAUAUAAAAUCAUUGGAAGGCCCCUGCCGACUGACAAGUUAAAAAACCCCCCUCUUUAUCGGAUGCGAAUUUUUGCCCCUGACAAGGUGACUGCAAAAUCCAGAUUCUGGUAUUUCACUCGCAAGCUAAAAAAGCUGAAGAAGUCCAACGGUGAAAUUGUGUCUAUUUCUGAGGUUUACGAUAAGACACCUACUAAAGUAAAGAAUUUUGGAAUUUGGCUAAGAUAUAACUCUCGUACUGGGACACAUAACAUGUACAGAGAAUAUAGAGACAUGACGGUAGCAUCGGCUGUUACACAGUGUUAUCGUGAUAUGGGAGCUAAGCAUCGGGCUCGUGCUGAUUCCAUUCAGAUUAUGAAGGUGCAAGAGAUUCCUGCAUCAAAAUGCAGACGACCUCAUGUCAAGCAGUUCCACGAUAGCAAGAUCAAAUUCCCCUUGCCUUCCAGGAUUAACCGCAAGUUCCACAAGCCUCGUUUCACAACUGUGCGACCAAAUGCGAAAUUUUAGAACUGUGGGUUAAACUUUAUCUACAAAUAAAUAUAAAUGCUUUUGAA